UUGGUCAUUACAUUAUUCCAUAUGUGUUAUUUCAUAGUUUUGAUGUCUUCACUAUUAGAAAAUAAACCCUUGAAUGAGUACAGUAGGUGUGUCCAAACUUUUGACUGGUGCUGUAGCUUUCACCUAUCCUGUCCUUUCAGAUGACUGGAGAAGAAGGAAAGGAAGCCACUUUACACUAUUGAGAUGAGCCUGUUGUGUUGAAUGAAAGGAAAACAGGCUGAUCAGGCCUGUAGUAUGUCCCCCUCUGCUGGUAUGACACUAGUAGUAUUGGAGCGUUCUCCACCUCUAUCAUCAACAACACAUAGUCACCUAAAAUACAAUUUCCUUUAUUAGUUCAACAAUAUGGAACACAGACUCUUAAGUCUAUCGACAUGUUUGGGUAUUUUUGUUGAUUAAAUCAUCUCAUCCUGGAGCAGAAUUGUUUUGUUUGCAUAUGAAAAUGGAUGUUUUAGCAGUUUCUACCCCUCUUUAGUGUCCACAGCAAACUCUUUUCCUAAUAGCUUUGGCAAAGAGUUCAUCACUGCAUUCCUGGAGAACAUCGCCUUUUACCAUCCCACUCAGCCUUACAACAGAAUUGUAAUCACAGCACUACACAGUGACACCACGGUAAUUGUGAAAAUGAGGGAACUGGGUUCCACAGAUACCAGGAACCUGAAUGCAGCACAGGAAGUUGUGAUUCAGACAAGUGCAGAACUCAAGAGGUCAAAGUUCUCUAACAACACAAUCCAUGUGACCAGCAACAAAGACAUCAGUGUCCUUGCCAUCAGCCAAAGAGGUGAAAGCAUCCAGGCCACGGUAGUCCCACCGGUGGAGAGCUUGGGUACAGAGUACCAUGUCCCCCCUAUACCUGAGAUGAAGCAUCCUCAGCCUCAAAUAGACCCAGGGAACCAUUUGUUUAGGCUCAUCAUCAUAAACAAUAAAGAAACUAACGAGGUCACCAUCUCAGGGCCAGCAGGUGAGAACGAGACUGUCUCACUCCAGCCGUUCCAACUGGUUCAACUCGGGCUCAAUAGAUCGCUGCCAGAGCCACACGUAUUGGCCGACCACCCCGUGGCGGUUCUGUACAGCCACCCAUGUGCUGCCACAACUAACUGCACCUGUAGUUUUCUGUUCAGCCCUCUGUACCCCGUCACAGCUUGGGGGUCAGAAUACCUCGUGCACCCCUCUUUGGAGAAUGGAGCUUUGAAUGAAACUACCUUCCUGCUGACGACCAACCAAAGUGUGAGUUUACUCAGCGAACCCCCCACAGAGCCCCUCCAACUGCAGUCUUCCCACGAGCUGCCCUUCUAUCCCUUCCUCCCUGGUGGCUCCUCCCUGGUCAAGACCUCCAGUCUUGUCUCCCUGACCCUCCACAGGCCAGGCCUACUCCUCAGCCUCAUCCCAACGCAUAGCUUCUCCACCUGCUACCUCCUCCACUCCCUCAACGCCAUGAGGAACCAGGCCCUGUUAGUAGCCCCCACAGCCCAGACAGAGGGGGUGCAUCAGGGGAACACAGCCCUGGAUGUCACAUGGACUCCCAUGAUGGGGACUGAGUACUCCUGGGCACUCAUUGACUUUGGAACAGAAUACAGGAGGCAUGUCAUCUGGCAUAGUUCCUCCAAAAUGGCUGCUUACUACUUGGGAGAGACAAACGGCAUGGUUUUUGGGAAUCCGGCUGCCAGCAUCAGCACAGAUCCAGAUUCUAAGGGCUGUUUGCUGAGGCCAGAGGUUGUGACACUUGGGGAUGAGCAGGGUGGCUGGCCCGAGUCUCUGAAGUACUGCCAAGAUCAGGGCUACAGUCUGGUCAGCCUGAACACAGAAGAGUUUCUACUUCACGUGACCAAUAAACUGAGGGAGUCUGAGACCCAGAUUCAGGGACAGACGCAGGGUCAGGUGUGGAUAGGCCUCCGUCGGAGCUCACUGACAGGGCAGUGGUACUGGCUGAGCAAGGCUGCUGUGUCCUUCAGUCACUGGGCCCAGGGCGAGCCAGGGACCCCCAUACAGGGCCAGUGUGCCAUGAUGACACUGGACCCCCAGGGAAACUAUACCUGGAGCGACCAGAGCUGCUGUGAAGCUCUCCCAGCCGUCUGCUACAGAGAGCCACUACACUUCCCCCUCCAGUAGAGCUCUAUACAUGACCACGUCUCUUUCUGUAGUACCCUUCAGACAUUAUACGCACUAGAUUCAAGCCCCUUUGUGAAGGGCAUUUCAUAAGAUAUAUUCUCUAAACAGCUGUACUGUAUGUCUCAAUCCAGAAUGAUUGAAACCGACUGAUGUCUCUGAUCUAGGACUUCUUGACAAAUAAGACUGUUUCUACUUGUUAUUCAUAUUAUAGGUCCAAACCUGAUUGUAUCAAAUCAAUGAAAUAUUAUCUACUGUAGUCUUGUGUAAAGUCUUUGAUAAGAUGUAACAUAUGAAUUGAAAUACUGAGGAGUUAACUAGAUAAAUGUUUUCCUUUUGCAAAUGAUAUAGACAGGUUGGUUGAUUAGCUGCAAAACCGACACUUGUGCAAUUAUGGGGCGAAACACCUGGUUGGCUUAGACUAUUGACAACAUGUAAACUAUAUUUAAUCUCAAUGUUUAUAAAUAAAAAUACAUUUGCA
Messenger RNA from Oncorhynchus nerka (sockeye salmon), 2581 nucleotides. RefSeq names its product IgGFc-binding protein. Bases 619 to 2103 code for a protein of 494 amino acids. The record is from RefSeq and is a predicted model, not a curated record. The transcript is spliced from 2 exons. Lineage: Eukaryota; Metazoa; Chordata; Actinopteri; Salmoniformes; Salmonidae.